CUCCCGGACCCCGCGCGCGCUUCCGGCUGCGGGAGGGAACGCGUGGCGGCGGGCACGGAGCAUGCUGUCCCUCCUGGCCCGGGCCGCCGCCGCGGCGGGCCCGCUGCGCUCGCUGUGCCGCUCGCCCUUGUGCUCGCUGGCCCCGUGGGGCCGGGUGGCGGGCGGCAGCGGCGGGGCCCCAGCGCCGUACCAAGCCCCCCGUGGGCUGCUGGCCGUGGCCCCGCCGCCCGGGCCGCCGCUGCCGGCGCUGGUGGCGGGGCUGAAGACGAAGACGGUGCUGAAGAGGCGCUGCAAGGAUUGCUACAUCGUGCGGCGGCGCGGGCGGCUCUACGUGUACUGCAAGACCAACCCCCGGCACAAGCAGCGCAAGGGGUAGAAGUGAGCCCGGAACCGUCCCGGCGGGCACGGAACCAGCGCGGCGUUCGCCGGCCGGACCUGGAGCCCCCCUCGCUGUCCGGGACCGCGGGCUGUCAUCCGGCUGGCUGCCCCCUGGCUUCAGAGAGCCUUCUGCCGGGGGCAUGGACCGCGAAACGUAGCGGGGGAUAAUGUUUCAUCCUAACCCAGACGCAGAGCGAGUUAAGUUCUGGACGGCCCUUGCCGUAACUCAGACCGUGGAUGCUGGGAACUGAAAUGGGAAGACAACUCCCAGGACCUGUCGUCAUCUUAGUCGUGAAGCCUUACUUAAAAUCGCCUCGCUGCUAAAUUAGCAAGGGUGAAAUUGAAUCAUCGGAAUCUGAGGUGCAUUACUGUUUAAUUAAAGCAAAAUGAAAAUAAACU
Messenger RNA from Empidonax traillii (willow flycatcher), 777 nucleotides. It is a transcript of the gene MRPL36, whose product is annotated as mitochondrial ribosomal protein L36. Lineage: Eukaryota; Metazoa; Chordata; Aves; Passeriformes; Tyrannidae. The transcript has 2 exons. Bases 62 to 376 code for a protein of 104 amino acids. The record is from RefSeq and is a predicted model, not a curated record. Gene Ontology annotation, molecular function: structural constituent of ribosome. Gene Ontology annotation, cellular component: ribosome; mitochondrial large ribosomal subunit. Gene Ontology annotation, biological process: ribosome biogenesis; translation.